Molecule: messenger RNA, 10789 nt
Organism: Monomorium pharaonis (pharaoh ant)
Lineage: Eukaryota; Metazoa; Arthropoda; Insecta; Hymenoptera; Formicidae
Gene: Slik
Product: serine/threonine-protein kinase 10
Exons: 14
Coding region: 3638-8569 (1643 amino acids)
Biological process (GO): protein phosphorylation
Molecular function (GO): protein serine/threonine kinase activity; ATP binding
Source: RefSeq, a predicted model, not a curated record
GAUCGAAUGUCAACACCUGUCGAUGACUCGUUCUCACACGCACACACACACACACACACACACACACACACACACACACACACACACACACACACACACACACACAUACCUAUCUCUAUUUCUCUCCUGAGAUAACACACGUUCAAAAGUGACACACAAGACUUUUAAAAAAUGUUGAGACGAUUUUUUUUUAAUACAUUGAUCCAAAUGUGUUCAAAUGUUUUUUAAAUUUAUUUUUUAAACAUGUCCAAAUAAGUUCGUGCCUGAUUUUCUUCUAGUAAUAAUUAACGUAUAAUUCACAUCUUACCAAAAAAGAAAACUUUAAAGUCGCUAAUAUUGAAUGUAUUAUUAAACUUUCAAAUUUAAAAGUGGAUUAAAAUUGAAUCUAUUAUUUGAAUCCAAUGAAUUUUUCCGCCAUAUUGGAUCUGCAAUUUUUAAUUUUAGAGUUUUUACUGCAGAUUUGUUAGCAACGAUUUUAGAAACUUAUACAUUCAAGUGAAUAUAACCACUCUUGUUUGCAUUGCUUGAAAUCUCCAAAAAUGUUUGCACUUAAAACGAGAUAAGUAUAUACAUAUUCUGACAUUGGAGAAACAGAGAGAGAGAGAGAGAGAGAGAGAGAGAGAGAGAGAGAAAAUGUGCGAGUGCGAAGAUGCCGAGUGCAAAAAGUGCAACAUAAAUAGAAACGUGUGUAUUUUUUACUUUUAUUUUAUUUUACAAGUAUUGUGACUGUAGGUAUACGCAUCAAGCGGCGCAAUUCACCAUAUUAUUUUUUGUGUAAGGAGUCCUUAUUCUUCAUCUUUAACAUCAGCUCGGAAAGAAGUCGCUAUCUUUGUUUUUGUGGGAGAUGCAAAUUUUUGAAGGAUAACGUUUCUACAUAAUGUCCCAGGGAUUGGACAUUAGGAGUUGGCACGAAGGGGUUGGAGGUGCCCGAAUGGCAUCUUACCGACGCGAUUUUCGACGCAUCUAGACGCAUUUAUGUUGCCCGGGGUCUCUUUCUCUUCUUUCUUUCUAGCCACCAUUCUUUCCUGAUUUCUUAUCAUCCGUCACGCUUCCGCGAUAAAUCGCGUCGCCGCGGGAUGUACACGCGGUCGCCGGGAGCGGCUAUCGACCAACAGCCGCGACAACGGCAACGGAUCGUUCUGCUAAAAGGGAUUAAGUCGCGAGGGACGGGGGACAACAGUAAUUCCGAUUAACGCCUAAUCGAAUUUGCCGUAACUCUGCACGAGAGCGGAGUCCACCGGACGUUUUGCAAGUCCUCGCUGCCCACGCGAGAUGCUUCCGCGAGACUAGGGCAUCGGCUUUGCAAUCUCGCGCCUUCGCGCCUUCUUCUUUUCCUUCCCCUUGAAAGGAAACACCGAACCGUGAAAGCGUGGUGUGUGUGUGUGUGUGUGUGUGUGUGUGUGUGUGUGUGUGUGUGUUGGCGCGUUCUGCUUUUGCAUUCUUGGAAAAAAUUCGGUCCCUCAAAAAAAUGUUCCCUGCCUAAAAAUUAACCCUCCUAACCGAUCGGACCUAAUCGAUCAAAAUCUGUAAUAAUAAUUAUGUCCAUUUCCACUGAUGUUGAUUAACUUUGAUUUCGGUUUAACUUACUCUUUAUUCUUUCCUACUUCUAAGGCCCAGUUCCAUAACUUAGUUUAACCAGAAUUUAAUUAACAUUGUUUAAGAAAAUUAGUUAUUAAGAAAAUUUGUUUUAUAUAAAACGAAUUUAUCUAUUGAACAUGAUUAGUUAAACUCUAUUAGGUAAAUUAAGUGAAGCUGGAUCUAAAAUUGGAGAAUAGAAGAGAGUAAGUUAAAUCAAGAUUGAAAUUAAUCUAUAUUAGUAAUCUAUAUUAUCUACAUCUAUAUUAGACCGAAAUUAUAAAUUCCGGUCUACAAUAGAUGUAGAUAAGUCUUAAGCUAUAAGAAAUUAACCAAUCAUGGUCGAAUGUGAGAGAAUAGAUAAUCGAAUUGGUCAGUUUCUUAAGCUUAAAACUUACUACAUUGAUUGUAGACUAGGACUUGAAACCUUCCAAAGCUAAUGGAUCAAAUAACUGGCGUAAUUAGACGUAGAUUUUGGAGAGACCGACUAGAAAAUAUUUCUCCUACAUCUUUGAUACAGAAACGACAUUAAUGUUUAUUGCAUAUUACCACCAUAUGUUAAAUAUGUUAAAUCUCUAUAGUUGUAUAUAAGUAUUGAAGAUAGCAAAAGAUAACUUGACAGAAAAUUUGAAUUUAUUUUCUCUUGGGAUUUAGUUGAACAUUGAUUUGACAUUACUGAAUCAAAUCUGUAAAUCUCAUUUGAUAAGUAAGCCUUAAGCCGUAAGAAAUUGACCAACUCUAGUUGAUUCUCUUCACUUCGAUUAUGACUGGUCAAACUAAUGCAAUUAUGUUUAUUUCCAUCGACACCAAUAUGAUUUGACUUUAAUCUCGGCGUAACUUGCUUUUUAUCUUUUUCUAGUUCUAAGAAUUAGAAAAAGAUAAAAGUUAAACUGAGAUUAAAAUUAAUCUACAAUGGAAGUGAGUGGUGUUGGAUCGGUGACUUAUUCAUAAUUUAUGUUGAUACAAAAAAAAUUAACUGUAAAGAAUUAAAAAUACAUAAUUCCUAUAAAAGAGAAUAAAUAUCAAGUUUAUUUUAAUAACAAUAAUUCGAGAUUUAUAAUUGACGAUAGGUUCAAUAGACUCACUAUCAGUUCCAGAGAGUUAAAGACCUGGAAUGCAAGGAAAGACGGUUCGAUCGCCAAUUCAUAUAAAAUUGCGCAUUUUCGAUUUAGUGGUAGCAAAGAAUUUUCAGUAGUGCGUUAUAAUCUAUCGUUAAAGGAGCCAAUUGUUAACUACGCAUCCCUCGAUAAUAUCCGCACUGCAGAUAGUAAUUCUUUUUCCAGCUUAUCAAUGAUAUCUGAGUUCUCUAAUACCUCUUAUCUCAUCUCCGUAAUUUAUUUGUACAUGUUUUCCAAAUAGAGAUUCUUUUUAAAGAGUCUCCUGGUACAUGUACGCAUUAGGAUUUUAUAUCGUGCGGUACUUGAUUUCAGGUUUUGAGUCAGCUUAAAGAUGAAUAUCUUGUUUAAUAAAACAUUCCACUGACUUUGCCCCAGUUUUCUCUGUAAUAAAAUUUCUACUAUUAUUCACCACCGCUGAAGUACAUUGAACAAUUGAACUUGAUCCAAAAACAUUCCCUGCGCAUCUAAUUACUGGGAGAUCGUCAGCGAUGGGUCGCGCUCCUCUUAUCUGUACCUACGGUAGUUUGAGCACAACGAUAAUCAGUUAAGAAGGACUUGGAGUUUACAAAGAUGCGGGAGUGGUGCGGCACCACGAUCCCCUGGUAUCCAGCAGGGAUUUAGAGAGAAUAAUACCUGCACCUUGAAGAAGAUAUCUUAAUGUAGUAUCAUAAUAAUGCGGACUAUGUAAAGUGACAUUAUUUUAGACCGUAUCAUACAUUGCAGUGCUGAGAGAAAGUAGUUACUAAGCUUUUUUGAGCGUUCUAACUAAAAGUUAUAUUUUACUACAGAUUUAAUAACGAAGUUGUUAAUAGUUACAAUUUGUACAAUUCGACAAGCGUGUUGUUGAAGGUUUUUUCAUAGUGUGUUCAAAUUGUAAUAAUAAUCCAGUUUUUGAGUGUGCGUACACGCACAUUAUAUCAAGAUAUAUCAAGAUAUCUUUCAAAAUGUCCUUCCUAUCGAAUUUGAAGAAGGCCUUCCACUUCGGUGGUAACGACGCGAAGAAGAAAAAGCUGUACAAUAACAUCAAGAUGGAUUGUAAUCCAGAGGAGUUUUGGGAAAUGAUUGGUGAAUUAGGAGAUGGCGCGUUUGGAAAAGUUUAUAAGGCACAACACAAGCAGUCCAACCAACUUGCUGCCGCGAAAAUGUGUGCAUUGGAAGGAGAGGAUGAUCUUAGCGAUUUUAUGAUCGAGAUAGACAUUUUAUCAGAGUGCAAACAUCCUAAUAUUGUUGAGUUGCGUGAAGCUUAUUUCAUUGAUGGAAAGCUAUGGAUGUUAAUUGAGUAUUGUGACGGUGGUGCUGUGGAUUCUAUAAUGGUCGAAUUGGAAAAGGCAUUAACAGAGAUACAAAUAGCAUACAUCUGCCAACAUAUGACUAAAGGUCUUGCUUUCUUACACAAAUCUAAAGUCGUGCACAGGGAUUUGAAGGCAGGAAACGUCUUGCUGACUAUGGCAGGUGGUGUUAAAAUAGCUGACUUUGGGGUGUCUGCAAAGAAUAAGCAUACUCUGCAAAAGCAUGACACGUUUAUCGGAACUCCUUAUUGGAUGGCACCCGAAGUUGUUUUGUGCGAAACAUUCAGAGAUAAUCCUUAUGAUUUUAAAGUUGACAUCUGGUCUCUUGGUAUAACUCUUAUAGAAUUUGCACAAAUGGAACCACCGAACCACGAAAUGUCGCCGAUGCGAGUAUUACUUAAAAUACAAAAAGGCGAUCCGCCGAAACUGGAUCAACCCGGAAAAUGGAGUAAGGAAUUUAAUGAUUUUAUUGCUAAAGCACUUAUAAAGGACCCAACCUCACGACCUACCGCUGACGAUUUGUUAAAACAUCCGUUUAUAAGCCGACAUUUAGAUUCAAAACCUGUCAGAGAUUUAUUACUCGAAUAUAAGGCGGAUGUUGUCGAGGAAGAGCUGGUAGACGAAGAAGCAGAGAAGGCAAAAAAAACGAAAAAACACAGAGAACAAUAUCAGCGAAUUGGCGGUUCUCCUGGCCCUCGCCAGCCUCAUUAUCCCAAUACGCGCCAGGACCAACGUACGUCUCAACUUCCUUUGGAGCUGGAUCAAAUCACAGAUGACUCCGCUCCUACGCGUCUUGAUGCUGACAUUAAGAUUCCCGAAAAAGAAAAUCUUGUACCUACAUCUAUAAAGAAAGAGGAGAGUCACAAGCGCGAGAUCAAUCGGGAUGGCGAGAAAGAGGACAAGAAUAAGAGAUUACGUAAGGCUGAAUCCAAAGAGAAUAUACAGCCUCCUGUCGAAAAGAAACAGGCCCCUAAGCCACCGAGUGAAACAAAUGAGCGCAGAUUAUCUCGAGACAAAGGGCCGGCGCCCCCACCGCCACUUAUGCGUCAGGAUAGCGAGGAGAAGAAGAAAAAGAAAGACGAGGAGCAAGAAAACAUUCCCAAAACCGUCGAAAAAGUCGCAAGCCUAUCAAAUAAACAAAAAUCUAUGGAAGACAAACCACAUAUCAAUAAGGUAGCGCAAAGUGAAAAGACGGUGGAUCAACAGGUAACAAAUGUUAAAGAGCAGAAAAAUUUAGAGAUUGAAGAUCAGAUGCAAAAUGAAGUGAGCAAUUCCGAGAAGACAAAGAAAGUAGAAAGUGAGGGUAAUGGUAAAUUUUUCGAUAAUAUAAAAAGAUUUGAGAGUCAACAGAAGUUAAUGAACAAUAAAUCAAGCUCGGCCUCGAAAAAGCAAUUGGGGAUAAAUGAAAAACGCAAGUCAGCACCCGUGAAGCCGGAAAUGAUCGAAGAUUUGUCCAAGAUAAUAUAUAAGCAAUCGUCUUUUGAAGAUAAGAACAGAAUGAAAAACAAGUUGUCUGUUGAUGACGUAACAAGUUGCACUGAGUUGCAAUCUCGGGAGGAGGUUUACAAAAGUUUGGAGGAAAAGCGAAAAUCCGUUGGAGAAAAACUGAAUGCCGUAUUGGAGAAGCGAUUAUCCAUGGACCCUGCCAAAAGAAUAAAUGAUAGUUCUACGGAAACAAUGAAGCACGUAACCGUGGCAUCGACGCUCCUGUCGGAUAAGAGUAUCGUUAAGGCUAGUUCUACGGAAGACAUUAAGACGCAGUUUAGCGUAACGAAGACUGAAAAUUCUGCCAAAAGUCGCAGCGCAGGGUCGUCUAGGAAUGAUUCGCUGGAAAACUUCUCGGACGAAUUACGCACUAAAACGGACGGUAGUAAGACAAACUACAAACGAAAGGACGCAGCAAGCGAUGACAAGGGGUUAGAGAAACAGGAUCCGGGAGUUAACGUAUCGGUAAUUACGUCGACGCCAAUCAGAAGCAGAAGCGGCUCGAGGAGAAGCAGUGGGGAUAACAUAGUCGUUAUUACUGGAAAAUCUCAACCCGAGCAAGAAGUACGCUUAAAUACAUCAACCGUCCAUAUUACUGCCGACUCGCCGGACAUGUCGAAUAGUCUAGCAAGCAACAUAAGCCAAGUGACCGUCGUGACGACACAUCCACCCGUAUUGGUGGACGCGCCCUCAGCGACGUCAGCCGCGACGACGACGAUGUCUCUUCCGCGUCGUACUUCACCGACGUCAGAGGUCGUAAUUGUCGCCAACGAAAUGAACAAGACUCAGGUGAACGACAAUUCUAUCGAUGAUGACGCAUUUCCUAGUCUGGACAGUCUAGAAUACACGCCUCAGGAACAGGCCAUCGUAUUUACUGACGUGUCCAAAAGAAUCGGAAAGAAGUUGGACGAGUCGGAAGUGAUCAUAGUGAGCCCUAUCGUGGACGAAUUGCAGGACACUAGUCACGUCUCGGUGGUCACGGUUGGCGAGGACAAGGAACAGGUGAAGGAUUCGUCUAUCUCCAAGAAGCACAAUGUCAUCCGCACCGGAUCGUCUCACAGCGAUCUGAGCUCAAACGAGAGAUUGAGUUUGAGGAGCGACAGCGGAGACGAAGGUGGCAAGGUGAUUGUCGCCAGUACAGCCACUGAGUCACCAGACAUGGACGAUUACGAGAGAAACACGAAGAAGCUAAACGGACUGAUCAAGAACGAGAUGCCGCAUCACGCUACCGAUGAUAGAAUCGUGAAGACAGUUAAGUCGAAGGAGAUCAACGUUAAGAGUUUUGGUAAGGAAAAACGAGUCUCUCCAGAUAGCUUCGAGGGUUCCAGGUCCCAGAGCGAUUCCAGCUCCAUAAGAUCGCACACGCCGAGCAAAAGCAUCGACCGUUCUGACGCUGAGUCCAUUUCGACGACGAUUAGCCAGGACAGCAGGGAAUCGAACAAGGAAAACCGUUUGAAUCAACCUCAGCAUACAGAGGUCGACGAAGAAGUCGUUCUACGUCGAAAACCGGAUUACAAUCGCGAGAUAUCGUCCCGGCCGACCAGGACGAAGGAAGACAUACAGAUGAUGAAUUUGAAGAAGAAGACGAGAAAGCGCACGAGGAAGUUCGAGAUCGACGGCGUCAUGAUGACGACAACGACCUCGCGUGUGAUAUACGGCGACGACGAAAAUGGCAAAGUGUAUGAUGAUCAAAUAUUCAGGAAGCAAGAGCUGCGGGAGUUGAAGAUGCUGCAGAAAAUGGAGCAAAAGCAAUACCAGGAUUUGUCACAAAAAGCUCAAUUCAACAAGGAUCAACAGGAGAAACGAUUCGAGCAGGAACGGCAGAUCCUGGAACGGAGCGCUGAGGCCGAUCUGGAGGCGCUUGCCCGGCAACAGAGGCAGCAGAUCGAACGCGCCGAGGCGCAGCAGGAGGUCGAGCUGCGACUGUCGUCUAAAAAGAUUCGGAGCGAGCAGGAGAGGGAGCUCAAACAAUUCCGAGAGGGUCUGAAACAAGAAUUGAGAUUGCUCAAGCAGGAGAUAGACCUGAUGCCAAAAGACAAGCGGAAGAGCGCGUUUAAGAUUAGGAAGGAGAAGCUCGAGGCUGAGCACGAAGAGCGGGAGAAGCUCUUCCUGGAGAAGCUCAAUGAGAGUCAUGAGAUGUCGCUAAGACGAUUGUCGGACAGCCAUCGCGAGAAGAUCGCGCUGAUGGAGCGGCAGUUCUUGCAACAAAAGCAGCAACUGAUGCGUGCCAGAGAAGCGGCUAUCUGGGAGCAAGAGGAGCGGCAGAUACACGAGCGACAGCAACUGCUCAAAAAGCAGCUCAAGGAUAUUUUCUUCUUGCAGAGACAUCAGAUGCUUAUCCGGCACGAAAAAGAGCUAGAACAGAUGAAGCGGAUGAAUCAGCGAAAAGAGGAGGAGCUAAUCAAGCGACAAACUGUGGAGCGUAGGAAUCUGCCGAAGAGAAUUCGCAACGAAAUGAAGGCGCGCGAGAUGAUGUUUCGGGAAUCCAUGAGGAUCUCGAUGUCAUCCGUGCUCGCGCCAGAUCCAGACGCCGAACGGGAGAAACUAAAGAAGUUUCAGGAGAACGAGAAGAAAAGAUAUCGGGCGGAACAGCAAAGAUUCGAACUGAAGCAUUCCAGGCAGCUCGAGGAGGUGAGGGCCCAGAGCGAUGCCACAAUUAAGGAGUUGGAGCAGUUGCAGAACGAGAAGCGGAAGAUGCUGAUGGAACACGAGACACUCAAGCUGAAGGAACAGGAGGAGGCCUACGGAAGAGAAAUUCGCGAGUGGAAAGCACAGCUUAAACCGCGAAAACAGAAGAUAGAAGCUGAUCUGGCGGCUGAAAUGGAAGCAUUGGAAAAGCGCUAUCAAGACUAUUUACCUCCUUCUGGUUUUAGUGGUCUCUCUUUUCCCUUUUUUGACUAUUCUGAAACCGUGAUUUAUGACACUUGGAGGAGAUCCCCGCGCUUGUCACGUUUACCGCGCUCCACUCCCACCUCUCCGUCCUUCACCAUACCCAGGGUGUCGCUGAAGAUUAGCGGCUCGGAUUCGGGUACCUUCGUGUCGAACGGCACGCUCUCACAAAGUUACUCCAAGCCAGAGCUAGUGCCGUUCUCCCGUAGAUAAUAUAUAUUCCCGUAGAUAAUAUAUUCACUCAACUUAUUUUUCAACGUUUUGCCCACAUCGCACUUCAUUUUGGUUUUGUAUGGAAAUUUUGUACACGUGCCCGUAUACGUCCACCGUGUCACUCAUUCUCCAUAUCCAAAAGCAUGUCAAAGUAUUAAAGGAACCAAAUAAUAUUGUUUUUAUAAAUAAUAUAAAUAGUAGUUAAUAUAAUUUACAGCCUUGGUCACACAGAAAUAUUAGGUAUCUUGCGUUUUUAAGCAUUUUUAACUAAAGGGAUUUAAAAAGAAAUUAACAUAUAAAUUAUUCUCUGUUUCAAGAACCCUUCAAACCUAUGUAUAAACCAGUAACUAAUAAAGAAUAAUAUAGAUUUCCAGAUAAAUAAGAAUAAAUAUAAGUACCUAAUACUUUUAGUCAAGGUUGUAUUAUUUAUUGAUUAAUAUAUAAUUAUCAUUAUUUUCUAUACGAUGGUCGUUAGUUAUUUAUUAAUUUUUAAAAUUUUUUUCUUGAAUAAACUAAUCAGCUUCGAAAACUGUAAAUAAGACGAAUGUCGCAUGCACUGAUAAAGUUUUUUCUUCAUAAUAUUCCAAUGAUCGAAAAAGAUGAUAGAGUAAAUGGCCCGAUUAUUGACAAUGUCUCGAAUACUAGAAAUUCGAUCUAAGUUUACUUGAAUUUUCUCUUAAGAAGUCUAUUUUGUUAAAAGUACAAAAUUUUAAUUUUUUGCUUACCACUUACCAGCGCUUACCACUUAUCCGCGCAUUCAAAAAAGAAAUAUUUAAUUUUAAGGUAUUAAAAUGUUUUAUUUUUGUCUCCGUUAAAAAAAAUGUUUAAAAUAGCGUUUUGAUUUAAAGCACUAUAAAAAGUUAAAAACUAUUAAAUGUUUUAGUUUUAAAUCUAAACACUGUUUGAAACAUUUUUUUAUGUUAAAAAACGGAGAUAAAAACAAAACAUUUUAAUUUCUUAAAAUUAAACACUUUUUCUUUAGUGUAUGGUGAACAAGGGAGUUUCUUGUUAUCCUGAUUCUCUAAUUUUCUGUUGUAUCUGUUUCAUUAUAUGCGAUCAUUGUUACGUUAGUCGCUUAGUUUUUUUUUUUUUUUUUUUAGAAAACAAUUAAAAAAUUAAUACAUAAAUGGACAACCAUUUUAUAGAAAAUGAUGACUAUUAUACAUCUUAUUAAAUGUAAAUAAUAGAUUAUAUUAAUAAAAUUAUAUACUGUUUACACAUUAUUUAUAAAAACCUACUUACUUUUCGGUUUCUCUAACACAUCGCAAUCCCUUUUUAUUACCACUUUCUUUGUAAAUAUCCGUAAUACUUACCUGCUUAGCACACUUCCCUGAUCGUAAAUAAUUAUUAAUGAUCUUCUCUGCUUUACUCACUGGUGCUUUAGUGCUAACUUUGGACUUGAAUAUUUAUAUUGUUGCAUAUGUACAGAUAUGUAGAAUAUAUGUUGUAUAUUUUUAUAUAAUUAUUCAAAGAGCUGCUAACACAACUUAAAAGGAGAUUGAUAGAUAAAUAACUAUGUAUUUUGUAUAAAAUUUAUGGGAUACAUGUGACGGAAGUACAGUAGUGCAAAUUUAUUUUUUAAGGAUUGCGAUUCCAAGUUUAGGAAGGUAUACACGAAUUGGAUACAAGAUCUUUAUGUUUCUUGAGAUGUAAUAUUUAAGUUCCGCUGUAUAAAAUAUACAUAACAUAUAUGUAUGUAAUGUCCCCCCUCUCAUUUCCAUUCAGUUACUUAUAACUUUCUACCCGUUUUUUGUAAAUAAAAAAAAUAAUGAAAAGAAAAAGAGAUGCUCUAUUAUUUAAUUUUCAUGAAGCUCUAAUUAAUGUUCUAAUAUAAAAAUACAAAAUUGUGUUAAAAUUAAGGGAGAACAAUUUUUUGAGAACGUAGCUAAAAAAAUGAUAUAACUUGUAUGUAUAGUCAUAACUUUGUGUGUGUUCAAAAAAGAGUUUCAUCGCUGUAGUUGUUUUAUCCAUGUGUAUUUCAAUGUGUAAUUGUAUCGUCAAUUAAUUAUGCCGCUUUAUUAUGAGAGCUUAAUCGGUUAAAUAUGGAAAUAACAGGGUAAGUGUGGUUAUAUUGGGGCUAUGUGUUAGAGAGUUAGCAGAGAAUAACUUACGAAGCGCGAUUUUCCUGAAGGAUCCCAUAACUAUGUAUUGUUUAAUAGCAUUGUACACAUUCAGUUUAUACUAUAACAGUCCUUUACUUAAAUGUAAAUCCCAUGAAAA